UGUCCCUAGUAUAUCAAACAUAAAAUUAUAAAGAAAGGCCAGCUUUGAUGGAGAUAAUAAUAGCAGAAUGUUGUUGUUUACAGAGAAAUCUCUCUGACUCUAGGAAAUCAACACGGGAUGCAUAAAAACCACACGAAAAGCCAAAAAAAUGUCUGCUGUAAAUGAUGUCUUGUUUAGAGUCACAGACAUCAUUCAGAGUGCCAGGUGUUAGUCGUGGUUAUCACAUUUCUCAUGUAUCUUCUGACCGCGUCUGGAUCAGUGAUAAUAAAAAUCUCGUCCUGACAAAUACAGCAGGCAAUGAAAUAGAUCGUGUUUCAGAUAUAACUAAAUAUGGUGAUGGAGUACACACCGUGACAAGUGACGGCGAUUUAAUUUAUAUAGACAGGGAGGGUAACAUCACCAAACUGUCAAAAGAUGACACAGUAAAGUCACUAUUAAUACCGAACAACACAGCGCCAUGGAGACCACUAUGUGUCUACAGCUCCCCCUUCACUGGAGACCUGUUGGUCGGGAUGUGUAAUGAUGAUCCAGUGACAGGCCAGAUAAACCGUUACACUAACACAGGACAACACAUACAGACCAUACAGCACAACAAGAAAGGCCAGGAACUUUACAGAUAUCCUAGAUACAUCACAGAGAACCACAAUGGAGAUGUUGUUGUGUCUGAUAUGGAUGGUGAUCAUGGUUCUGUAGUGGUGACAGACAGUGAAGGAAGAUACCGCUUCUCCUACACAGGUCCUCCAUCAGGCUCAGGACUACGGCCAUAUGGAAUCUGUACUGACGCGCUGUCACACAUCCUGUUGUAUGAUUAUAACACUGACACAGUACAGAUCCUGGAUAGGGACGGCCGCUUCCUUUCACAGACAGGCACACUACAACGCGCCAUAGAAACAGUAAAUGGCCUGAGAAAAUGGCCAUUUAGCCUGAGUUAUGAUUAUAGAACUCAUUUACUCUGGGUCGGAUCAAAGAAAAACAACAAAGUGAACAUCUAUAGUCUUAUUUAUGGAGUUUCUAUGACCGCACUCCCUGUGGAGAAGAUUGAGUGUGAGAAGCAUCCCAGUGGUACAUUGUCCAAGUUCUGUGUCCCUUGUGAGGCUGCCUUGUGUGAAAUCUGCAUCACGACCUCUAGUGAUCAUAAGAGGCAUGAUGUUAGAGAUGUUGAGAAAUUGUUUCGUGACAUACACAAGAGAAAAGAUGGAGAUGCAGUUUUGAAGUGCCUUCUUCUUUGCCAGAAUUACAAAAUAAAUCUUGAAGAAGAACAAUGGAUGGAGAAAUAUAAUGCUGUGGCUGAAGUUUUCAAAUUUAAGAAGAUUAAGAAGAAAUCUAAUCUCAGCAAAAUAAAAAAGUACAAACCAGUGCUGAAAAAGGAUGGUUACAAUGUCGAGUUUUCUUGCAAAUUCUUCAGAGACACAAGCUUUUUAAGAUUUGCAAAAGAACAAAAAUUUGUAGAUAUGUUUCUAAUUUGGGCAGAAAAAGAAAACAUUUCGAGGUACUGCAGAUCAUCCAAUUAUCUGAGAAGAGAGGAUGAAGAAGAAGUUUGUUGUUGGUUAUUGCCAAAUCAAACAGAACAACUGAUAGAUAGACUUGGGGAAGAGAUAUUCACACAAGUCACAAUGAGGGACCGAUCAAUACAUGAAUUAGUGUAUAGAAAGCUGGGUAUACCAGUACAGGUUAUAAUGAGAGGAGAUGACUCCGUGAAAAAUUUCCUUGAAAAUCUGAAGAAAGGAAAGACAACGAUGUACCACGCCACUGGGAUGUUGAUAGGAUGUGCAGGCAGUGGGAAGACUACGUUACUUGGAAGAUUAAAAGGCAUUGACUUGGAUGAUAUUCUAAAUAAUACAAGAUCCACCAGGGGAAUUGAUAUCCAGACCGACGUCUUUGAUGUGUCAAACACCAUCGAAGUAAAUACAUCAGACCAAAAACAACGCUUUAAGGUUAGAAUUGAUGAAACAAGUAAAAAUCAAAGGGUUCCAGAACCUCAUCAAGAAUUAUCUAGUAAGAUGAAAUCACUAGAAGUUGAUGACAGAGGGGAUAAUGAAGAAGACACUGCUAGUGAGAGCGCUGAUGACGAAGAGAUGUCAAGUGACAGCAUGAACACAGAAACCGAGUCACUCAAAGGAGACGAAGCCUCUGCUCCAUUUUUAGAAAAGACAGAGGAAAAAGUUGAUGUAACUCAAACUGUUGCUAAGAUUUCAGAAAGUUUGGGGACUAUACGAGUCUCUAAACAAGAAAAGGGUGAACCAGAGAAAAAAAUUAGUAUGGUUGACUUUGCGGGCCAGUGUUCAUAUUAUUCCUCACACCAGAUUUUUUUGAGUCCACGCGCGUUCUUCAUUCUGGUGCUCAAUAUGGAGAAAAACUUUGAUGAAAUGGUAGGAGAGGACGUGUGUAGCCAGGAACGUUCCAUUUACAAAGGAUACACCCACAGAGACUAUCUUACAUUUUGGGCAAAAUCCAUUCACCAAUACAGCAGCGAAAAGGCUCCCAUUAUACUGGUUGGCACUCAUGCUGAACAAAAGACAGAUCAGGAAAAAGCGGAAUUUUUCCGUGAGAUAUGGAAGACUUUGGAAACAAAAACCAAGGCUUUGCAGGGACAUCUUGACCGGAAGAGAGGGUUUGCCGUAGGUUUCCACGAAAAUGAAGGCAUUGAAAAAAUCAAGGAGUCAAUUGUUGAUGUUGUUCAGAAACUUGAUCACUGGGGUGAAGUGCUUCCACAUUCCUGGGCUAUGUUUGAAAACUUCUUCCAGGAGAAGAAAUACCUUAAAAUAAUCAAUAAAAGAGUACUUUUGGCUUUCAAUGAAGCACUACCACAGGAUAUUAAAUUGGAGACAGUUGAAGAUAUCAAUACCAUGCUGCAGUUUUUCCAUGAUAUCAGAGAAAUCUUGUUUUUCUGUCAAGAAUUUCUGAGAGACGUAAUCAUUCUAGAUGUUCAGUGGUUUGCAGAUGCUUUCAAAAAUGUAAUUACUGAUAAAAACCAUGCAAAUGAGGAUUUAUUAGAGUUUACAUCGGAGUGGGACCAAUUAGAUGACACUGGAGAAUUGAAUGACACUUUGUUGUCUAAGAUUUGGGAAAUGAACAAUAAUGAAUACCUUGAACACAAAGAUGAGAUCAUGCUGUACAUGGAGAAGCUGGGGCUAUUGGCUAAAAUGGAUGACAAAAAAUGGUAUGUUCCCUGUAUGAACAAAAAAAUAUUUCCUGUUAAUGCGUUUUCUUCAAAAUUAGCUUCAUCCAUCCUCUGCUUCACAUUUGAUGUUCUUCCUGCGGGCAUUUUCCAUCGCCUUGUAGCAAGUUGUAUGCAAAUUCCUUGGUGCAUUGUCAAAGAAAUGAAGGGAGGAAAAGAUCAACCUUGCAUUUACCAGACAGCGGCUGUGUUCCUAUUAAGAGACCACAACGUUUUGGUAGGAAUGACCUCGAAAGAAAUCCAGUUGCAGGUGUUUGUUAUUGAUGGAGAAGUUGAUGUAUCAACAUGUUUCCAGAUACGAAGGCAAAUUGAGGGUGAAUUGCACAUGCUUUCUAAUACGUUCCAAAGAAACAUGAAAUUUAAUGUUGCUUUCAAGUGUAGUUCUGUAGGCUUCUGUGAUAGUGAAAGAGGUCACGUGAUCAAGGAAUCUGAGCUCAAAGAACCGAGUUUUCAAUGUCCGUAUUGUCCACUAGAAAAAAAACAUCUCAUUAUCACAGACGAUGUCACCAAGUACUGGACACAGAAGCAGAAAGUAAAGAAUGUUAGCGAGGAAGAAAAAAUACCCAAUGAAGAAAUGGAGUUGAUUUUAAAUGCAGUAUCAACAAAACUGGGUGACAUUUCCUCUUCUCUACUAGCUGCAACUUUUGGAGUAAAAAUGGAAGAAAGUUCCACUUGUCUUGAAGAAGACAGGUUCAGAAUUCUUUAUAAAUGGAAAUGCAAAUACUCAGAAGUGGAUCACAAAAAGGAGUUGGAGACAAUUUUACGGGAGGCAGAACAAGGAGAAGCAGCAGAUUACAUCGAGUUUUUUCAGGUGUUUGACUUCGAAUGCAGUGAAAUAGUUUCACCUUGUCAGGCGGUUUCAGAAAGAGAAUUCAGCGUGCUUUCUGCAAAACUUUCGAAAAAUUACACUCAUUUUGUACGAUUUUUAGGGAUCCCACAUAUUUGUAUAGAACAUAUCGAAGCAAACAUUCCUUACAUCAAAGAAAGAAUAUAUCAAUCGCUCUUGAAAUUGAAACAAAUGCGUCAAGGUUUGAGUCGUCAGGAUAUUUGCAGGGGUUUGAAGUUCAUUGAACGAAAUGAUCUCGUUGGUUUUCUUAAUGCUCUAUGGAAAUCUAAAUGGAAAAAUUGAUGAAAGACAAAAAAGGAAUAUUAGAAAUAUGUGCAAUUAUUCCACGAAAAGCUGUUUCGGACUUUGAACAUGCAGAAUAUUUUCAAUAUAUCAUUGUUUGUAAAAUCAAUUAAACAAUCUCAGUAAAAUUUUAUUUUCAACUUUGAUGAGCAUAUUUGUUUCAAAAAGAUGUUUAUCUUUAUUUUUGUUGUUGUUGAUUAUUUGUGCAUAAAUCUAUAUACUGCUUAUUUUGAAUUUGAUUAUGUUAUCUCAGUCAUUCACCAAUUGCAAUCUAUUUUUGUCUCCUUGAAUUGGGUGCUAGUCGAAAAAUGUACUUUAACUUCUUUUUCAUGUGUGUUAAAUUACGUUUAACUUAAUUUGGCAUACAAUAUAACAUCAAUUGAUCAAAGUUUAUAUCUCCUGAGGAGCAUGGGAUGUGGGUUUAAACCAUCAAAUCAAAUGCAAUAUUUAAAAAUCGUUCUU
Molecule: messenger RNA, 4769 nt
Organism: Saccostrea cuccullata (small rock oyster)
Lineage: Eukaryota; Metazoa; Mollusca; Bivalvia; Ostreida; Ostreidae
Exons: 9
Coding region: 162-4307 (1381 amino acids)
Biological process (GO): protein polyubiquitination; negative regulation of translation; proteasome-mediated ubiquitin-dependent protein catabolic process
Molecular function (GO): zinc ion binding; translation repressor activity; ubiquitin protein ligase activity
Source: RefSeq, a predicted model, not a curated record